AUAGCUAGUAGGCUUUAAUAGGCUUUAGAUAUUCCCAAAUAACAGGGUAUCCCUUGAAUUGGCAUAGUAUCGCUUAAGUCCACAUAAACCGCUUUCUCUUUUUGAACACUAGCGAUCUGGCCUAGCACAAUUUUGGCUAAUGAACGGAUUUUCAGAUUUCAUUGUGAAUUUUAGACAAAAAGUCUCACCGCUUACUAAAUGACUAGCGAAAAGGGAGCGCGUGUGAUUGAGUGUUUAUAUUACGAAUGUUUGCUUAUAGAAGUAGUCGGUAGACAGUAUCAAGUUCGGAAUGCGGCAGGUAGCAUCCAGCUAUCGCUUUGGGUAAUCGGUACUUUGAUAAAACUUAUUAGCCAAAGACCCAAUCUUGAUGUCUAAUUGCAGUCAUAUACGCUAUAUGGUGGGCAGAGCUUUAAAUGAUACGCUCAGACACAUUUUAGCUAUCGACACGGUGGGAAGUGAGUUUUUUGCUGACGGCUUAACAAUUUUUUUAAAACUUAUGUAGCAAGAGGCGAUUUUUUCUUCCGUUGGACACUUUUUAAAUAUUCGGAUAAUAAAGUGCGUCAACAGAAUGAGGGACAGCGAAAAAGGACCCGUUAUCGGCAUGCGACACAUGCAGGCCCUCCUCUUAUUCUUGGCCAUCGUCGUGAACUACACAGCCCGGCUCAGCGUUAGCGUGGCAAUAGUUGCUAUGACGGAUGCGGCCACCACCAACUUGGACUUUCCGGAGUACAACUGGAAUGGUGCGCAGCAAUCGUACAUUCUGUCCAGCUUCUACUGGGGAUACAUCGUCACUCAAUUUCCCGCCGGUUUUCUCGUUCGCCGCUUCGGGGCUAAGGCGGUGCUGCUCGUCCCCACGCUGGCGACGGCCGUCCUGAGCGGUCUCACACCGUCUUGCGUGGCUUGGGGUGGCUGGCAGGCUUUUUGCACCAUCCGGAUUGUGGAGGGUCUUUUUCAAGGUCUAAUCUUUCCGUGCAUACAUGAGCACCUGGCCAAGUGGUCUCCGCCAGAGGAUCGAAACCGGCUGGGCGCCUUUGCGUACUCCGGAGCCGACUGCGGAUCAGUGCUGGCCAUGGCUAGCAGCGGUCUUAUUGCGAAUGGCUCCAUGGGCUGGCCUGGAAUCUUCUACGUGUCGGCGGGCACUUGCGGGCUGUGGUGCCUACUGUGGGUGCUGCUCGGUGCUAACAACGCGCCCAGUUCCCGGCUAAUCGGUUCCCGGGAGCGGGAGCACAUCGAGCGCUCUAUGAAGCGGCAGGAUGGCUUUCACGCUCAGAAGAUUCCAAUCCCGUGGCGGGCCAUCUGGUCAUCCAGUCCCUUCUACGCACUAUUGGUGGUACGGAGCGCUCAGGGCUGGGCCAACUCCACCAUGCAGCUGCAGACACCCUCCUACAUGCACGGCGUCCUAGAGAUGGACAUCAAAAGCAACGCUCUCUACUCGGCCCUGCCCUUCCUGGCCAUGUGGGGUAUGUCCUAUGUGUAUCUGGUCUUCGCAGAUGUGGCCAUGUCGAGGCAAUGGAUGUCCCUAACCACGCUGCGCAAGUCAAUUAACACCGUUUCCUACUGGGGACCUGCGGCGGCCCUUAUUGGGAUUGGCUUUCUGGAUAAGAGCCAGACAACGCUGGCCAUCGCACUGAUGACAAUCAACGCUGGCCUAAAUGCCGGCUCUGGGAUUGGCAGCAUCCUGACCAUUAUCGACAUGUCCCCAAACCAUUCUGGAAUGCUAAUGGCCAUCGUGAAUGGCAUUGGCAACAUCUUUCCGCUUCUAACGCCCCUCUUAGUGGGAGUCAUUGUCACUGAAUCGGACUCACGAAGCCAGUGGCAGAUUGUGUUUGCCAUGACCGCUGUGGUUUUUUUCAUCGGCAACCUGGUGUACCUGAUUUGGGGCACCACCGAUCAGCAGGCGUGGGAUGCCGAAGACUAUUUGCAGGCGAAGGACACGGAGAGCGAGCCCAAUGCCCAUCAAAUGGACUUCAAGUCAAGGACGGAUUCAGAGGCAAAGGCGGAAGUAAAGGCAGAAUGAUUCGCGAAUGGAAUUCCGGGAUCGCGCCAGAAGCCACAAGGAAGUGCGAAAUGAAAAUCUGAUCUAUCUGGCAAGCGCUGUCUAAAUGCAUAUUGGGCGUCGUAGAGUAUGCCAUUUUAAUUAAAAAUUCUUAAAACGUU
Messenger RNA from Drosophila simulans, 2157 nucleotides. Its product is annotated as putative inorganic phosphate cotransporter. The record is from RefSeq and is a predicted model, not a curated record. Gene Ontology annotation, molecular function: transmembrane transporter activity. Gene Ontology annotation, biological process: transmembrane transport; monoatomic anion transport. The coding region runs from base 569 to 2017 and encodes 482 amino acids. NCBI's taxonomy places the organism in Eukaryota, Metazoa, Arthropoda, Insecta, Diptera, Drosophilidae. Gene Ontology annotation, cellular component: plasma membrane. The transcript is spliced from 4 exons.